Molecule: messenger RNA, 1718 nt
Organism: Paramuricea clavata
Lineage: Eukaryota; Metazoa; Cnidaria; Anthozoa; Malacalcyonacea; Plexauridae
Source: the annotation of a GenBank genome assembly
AAAAAUGGAAGACGAUGUUGCGGCGUUAGUUGUUGAUAAUGGAUCGGGUAUGUGCAAAGCUGGUUUCGCCGGCGACGAUGCACCAAGAGCUGUUUUCCCCUCCAUCGUCGGUCGUCCUCGCCAUCAAGGUGUGAUGGUUGGUAUGGGCCAGAAAGAUUCGUAUGUUGGCGACGAGGCCCAAAGCAAAAGAGGUAUCCUUACCUUGAAAUACCCCAUCGAACACGGCAUCGUCACAAACUGGGAUGAUAUGGAAAAGGUAGGCUUUUCCCGCUUUUUUCUCAACGAAAAAAUUCCGUUUGUAAUUCUGCAUGCGGUGAGCAUUUCGCCAAAAGUAUUUUGCCGUUUUUCCACAAAGCUUUUAUAUUUUUUUUGACAUUCAAGGGAAGUCAAAGACGGUGAAAAUUUAUGCACCUACAGUAGUUUAUUAAUUGUUUUGUCUUAUAGAUAUGGCAUCAUACAUUUUACAACGAGUUGCGAGUAGCACCAGAAGAACACCCUGUGUUGUUGACGGAAGCUCCACUGAACCCAAAAGCCAACAGAGAAAAGAUGACACAGGUAAUGUAUUUGGAGUAAGAACAACUCGAGACGAGCACCAACUAUAUAAUUGCACCACUACUAAACGCCCAAAUAUACUGGGGAAACGGACUCUAUUCCUUUUUAAGACACCUUUUAAAAUACCAAGUAUAAACUACAUUAUUUUGGCAUACUAAAGAAGCAUUCAAGCAAUACAUUUCUACCACACAAACGUUGGAAAAGUUAUCAUUUGGCCCCUAAGCCAGGCUAUUAAGUUUUACACAAAUCCAAUAAUCAAUCCAGUUUUAUUGCAGAUCAGUGCACUGAAUGCAUCAUUGGAAUCACGUGAUCAAAAUGUCACGUUUGUCAUAUGUGAACAACUUUUCGAAACCCCCAUUUAAAACUACAUUGUGGUAAACUCGUUUUAAUUUUUGAUUCAGAUCAUGUUUGAAACCUUCAACACCCCAGCUAUGUAUGUAGCCAUCCAGGCUGUGUUGUCCCUGUAUGCUUCUGGUCGUACCACAGGAAUCGUGUUCGACAGUGGUGAUGGUGUCUCCCACACUGUACCAAUCUACGAAGGUUAUGCCUUGCCUCAUGCCAUCCUUCGUCUUGAUUUGGCUGGUCGUGAUCUUACCGAUUACCUGAUGAAAAUCUUGACGGAGAGAGGUUAUUCAUUCACCACGACCGCUGAAAGAGAAAUCGUCCGUGACAUAAAGGAAAAAUUGGCCUAUGUCGCUCUUGAUUUUGAACAAGAAAUGCAAACAGCUGCAACCAGUUCUAGCUUGGAGAAGGCAUACGAGCUUCCUGACGGUCAAGUUAUCACCAUUGGUAAUGAGCGAUUCCGAUGCCCAGAAGCACUCUUCCAACCAUCAUUCCUCGGAAUGGAAUCUGCUGGUAUCCAUGAAACCUGCUAUAACUCCAUCAUGAAAUGCGAUGUCGACAUCAGGAAAGAUCUGUAUGCUAACACCGUGUUGUCUGGUGGUUCUACCAUGUACCCAGGUAUUGCCGAUAGAAUGCAAAAAGAAAUCACGUCGCUCGCUCCACCCACAAUGAAAAUCAAAGUGAUUGCUCCACCAGAAAGAAAAUACUCUGUCUGGAUCGGUGGCUCCAUCUUGGCUUCCCUCUCGACCUUCCAACAGAUGUGGAUCUCGAAACAAGAAUAUGAUGAAUCUGGUCCGUCUAUCGUCCACAGAAAAUGCUUUUAA